UGGCUGAGUCGAGUGUGGGCCUGGCGGGAGCUGAGCAAAUUUUACAAUGGGCGAGUGAAAUACUUGUAUCGUCUCCAAGACCGGGUAUUGAGCGGAGGAGCCGCACGUAAACGAUUGCGACGAGCGGCAUAAUGCAGAGGUGGACAACGUAGCUGCAACUCAUUUUCGCUGUGAAUUUUCGUGCUGCAACCUUCAGCCAGGACUUCGCAGUACCGCGGGCUGCACUCGCAACACAAAAUUUGCUCGACCUAUUCGUGUUUGCAGCGCAUUGGUGAUCGAAUCGUGGCCUCCGUCCGUCCUGUCCACAGCAGCAGUAGAGGCGGAACAGCCACCACCACCACCACCACCACCACCCAGUACCAGCAGGAGCGGCAGCGGAAAGAAUCAGUGUACGUGUUAGCCCCUGACCAGCUAGCUAGCUGCGCGGUUAGCCAUGCCGGGAAGGUCGAUCUUCAAGCGUGCCAAGGCGUCCGGCUCUGACAUUGCACAGAGCGCUGAUGCAGGGAAGACGAGUCAGCAGCAGCAGCCGCUCAACAAGUACGAUGAACGGGUCCUGGUGGCCGCUGAGAAGGGUGACCUCUCCGGCCUAAAGUCUGCAGCGAAGAAAGGAGGCUCCUUCGUCAAGCUGAGCACCGAAGGUCUUGCAGCGAUCCACUUUUCCUGCCACCAUGGUCAUAUGCAGCUGGCGGAGUACAUGAUACAGCACGACCCUGGAUGUGUGAUGGGCAAGGACAAGCAAGGCCGCACACCAAUCCACCACGCCAGCAGAUCGGGACACCUCUUGUGUUUGCAGCUGUUGAUGCAGGGUCAUACAUCUGCAGAUCUACUGUGUGAGGUUGAUGGAAUGGGCAUGGCACCACUUCACUAUGCAGCAUACGGCCAUCAUCUCAGUGUUGUCAAGUACCUGCUCGAGCGGGAGUGUCCAGUCUCUCAGCAGGAUGAGAAUGGUCUAACACCUCUUCUGUACGCAUGCGCCACCGACGGAGCUCCAGUUGCUCAGAUUCUUCUUGAUAGUGGCGCCGACGUUAACUCCACCAACGACGACAACCGAACCCCGUUGAUGCUGGCAAGUGAGAAGGGCUUCACGAAAAUUGUUGAUCUUCUACUGCGCCACGGUGCGAAGACUGACCUGGUGGACUCCUCGCAGAACACUGCUGCUGAUCUGGCAGUGCGGAACGGCUUUGAUUCCAUCAAGGCACAGAUAGCUGCCCAGCCACCGAUGGCAUCAUGGCAACUGGGUGUCAAGCCCGGAUCUGAGAACCGAGCUGUUGUAACCGCCAGUGGGACUGGGUUCAAUAAGACGGUGUCGGACACCUCGCUGAUGUCCGAUGUUGUACCCACAUCAGGUGCGGCAGCCUCAGCACCAAGGAAACUGGUUGUCACUGAUAGGAGCAUUAAAGACAGGAACGUACCAGAUGGCAAGCAGGGUCUGAAGGCGGCAGCACAACUAUCACGUGUUGCUGACGGAAGCGAAGACGAUGAAGGCGAGGAUGGCUGGAAAGAGCAAGUGCAGGAUCUCACUAUACAAUUGUCUCAAGUCCGACGUGAACUACGCCGAGAAGCUGACCAGCGCAAGAAAACUGAAGAUGAGGUACAGACACUCAAAGGUCAACUGGAGUCAUUCAGGGCAGAGGACAGCGAUGAGAAACAGAAGGACAGUGAGUUGGACUUCUCAGACGAUAAUGAAGAAGACACAUUGCCAGAUGUCGGUGGAGCAAGGAAAGCGGACGGCGCUGGUGCAUUCGGUCUCAUCAAAGCACAGCAGAUGAUCAAACAGCUACGUGAAGAACUCGACGCGGCCAAAGGCGAGCAGGAUUCCUCCCAAGAGGUGCAGUCGCUGAGGGCAGAGGUCAAGCAGCUUCAGUACGAGAAGUCGGUCUUGGCUGAUAAACUGGACGAUUCGGAUACGGAGAGCCAGGCUGUGCCCACUGUGCCACUAGCAGCCUAUCAGAACCUGAAGGAGUCGCAGGAAGAGAUCCUCAGUAAUGUCCAGAAGCAACUAGCUGCAGCACGACAGGAGCUUGAGGAACGCGAGCGUGAAAAUGCUGCUUCUUCGCCGAUACUGGAGGCCGAGAUCACAUCACUCCGAGACAAGCUGUCGAAUCAAGACGAGGAGCACAAUCGUGUCAUCCAGCUGUAUCGGCACCAUAUCCUGGCAGCGGCCAACGGAUACAUCCAUCCAAGCGUUCAGGAUAAGCUCGCCGCAAUCGCACGGCUCCGUCAGACUAGCUCACCCUGAAGCUGAAGCUAGAGCGGAGCGUAACAGCAGCACGCUCACAUGCUCCUCGUAGCGAUAGUUCAAGUUGCUUCCGUUACGCUCAAACUUGGCUAACACACAAAAUGAGUACCCCGUAGUCUUGAUUUCUAUUGAAGUAUUUGUUCACACUACACAGUCUCUUUGGUACUUGGAAGUAGCACUUAGACAAGUAUUUAAUGUUAAACCGGAGUCGACUAGUUGGUUAAGGUGAACAUGCUUCAUUGUACCGAUCUUUGCCUAAUAGAGAACAGAAUGGUGUUCGUUCUUACAGUACAGAGUGACACAAUAUGAAAUGGAGUACGAGAGUCGUAUUUAGCUCAGCCAUGAUGCGCUUCAUUCAGAUUUCACCCAUACUCUUACUAAUAAUAAUAAUAAUGCAUACCCAGCUCGCAUGCAGCUUGUAUAAAAUAAUAGUUGAGGUCCAUGCAUCUGCCUAGCUGGCCUGGGGGGCAUUAAUCUCUCUCAAUUGCCUUGAAUGCUGCAUCCGAACACAA
This is a messenger RNA of Sycon ciliatum, 2751 nucleotides long. Its product is annotated as ankycorbin-like. The record is from RefSeq and is a predicted model, not a curated record. The coding region runs from base 434 to 2239 and encodes 601 amino acids. Gene Ontology annotation, molecular function: protein binding. Gene Ontology annotation, biological process: protein localization to ciliary inversin compartment. Gene Ontology annotation, cellular component: ciliary inversin compartment. The transcript is spliced from 24 exons. NCBI's taxonomy places the organism in Eukaryota, Metazoa, Porifera, Calcarea, Leucosolenida, Sycettidae.